This is a messenger RNA of Drepanopeziza brunnea f. sp. 'multigermtubi' MB_m1, 522 nucleotides long. The record is from RefSeq and is a predicted model, not a curated record. NCBI's taxonomy places the organism in Eukaryota, Fungi, Ascomycota, Leotiomycetes, Helotiales, Drepanopezizaceae.
AUGCGGUGCGGUCCUGGUCUAGAACACGGCGCGGUGGCGGCGGCGGCGGGUCAGGGCACAUCAUAUUAUACUUUGGCUCGUGCCACCGUGGCCACUCAUCUUCAACAGUACAAGUACUCUGUACCUGCAGAUGCUCGGAAAGUGCAGAGAGUCGGGACUCAGAAGUCGCGGCAGACGGGGAGAGAAGAGGAGGUGGGCGUUCGUCCGGAAAUUCCAUCGGCACAUUCGUUCGGCGUUCCUUCCUUCUACACGCCGUACCUUUGUCUGUACGUUUCGGCGCGACCCCACGGCGACCGCGUGGCCUGCAUGGCCCAUCAAGGAAUUGGCUCUGCUUCCACGGCGCUGGGAGACCCGAAUGCUGUCCUGCGAACCACGAGACUUGGGAGUAUACUACCUACCUACGUACCCCUUGGCUGCGCCGACGCCAAUAAGCGCCAUACCGACGCCGCCAAGGCCGGAACGCGAGUCUACAACUAUGGUCUGGUACGUAAGUAUAUUUCUACGGAGAAGGCUGAUACUUAG